Cyprinodon variegatus (sheepshead minnow) is the source of this 1576-nucleotide messenger RNA. RefSeq names its product fascin-2-like (gene fscn2b). The record is from RefSeq and is a predicted model, not a curated record. The coding region runs from base 104 to 1576 and encodes 490 amino acids. Gene Ontology annotation, molecular function: actin filament binding; protein-macromolecule adaptor activity. Gene Ontology annotation, biological process: establishment or maintenance of cell polarity; cell migration; actin filament bundle assembly. Gene Ontology annotation, cellular component: cytoplasm; actin cytoskeleton. The transcript is spliced from 7 exons. NCBI's taxonomy places the organism in Eukaryota, Metazoa, Chordata, Actinopteri, Cyprinodontiformes, Cyprinodontidae.
GGUGAAGAGCAGAGCUCCAAAUGAGGUGCAGAAAAAGAGAGAGGAAGGAUUAUACACCUGUCCUAUUUAUGUGUCUUUCCUAACUCUCGAUCCAAAGGUGAAGAUGCCUGCAAAUGGAAAUCGUUCUUUAAAGUUACAGUUUGGUCUAAUCAAUCAUGAGGGACGCUACCUUACUGCAGAAAACUUUGGGUUUAAGCUGAAUGCAUCAGCUCCAAGCCUGAAGAAGAAGCAAAUAUGGAUUCUAGAGCAAGACACCCAGGAGACUCAAGUGGUGUAUUUGCGCAGUCAUCUGGGACGCUACUUGGCUUCUGACAAGGAUGGCAAAGUCACCUGUGAGGCAGAUGGCCAUAAUUCAGACUGCCGCUUCCUCAUUGUGCCACAGUCAGACGGCCGCUGGGCUCUUCAGUCUGAGCAAUACCUCCGCUUCUUUGGUGGCUCUCGGGACUACCUGUCUUGCUUUGCACAGAUGAUCACAGAUGCUGAGCUCUGGGCUGUGCACCUGGCUUUACAUCCGCAAGCCAACUUGCUGUCUGUCGCCCGUAAACGUUAUGCCCACCUCUCCCCAGAGGAUGGGGAAAUCGCUGUGGACAGGAACAUUCCAUGGGGUGUAGAAGCUCUCCUGACUCUCGUCUACCUGGAUGGAAAAUACUACUUGAAGACUUGCGAUAGACGCUUCCUCAGCAGUGACGGGAAACUACUGAAAGAAUAUGGGAGGGCCACAGCAUACACACUAGAGCUAAAGUGUGGGAAACUUGCCUUUAAAGACUGCGAGGGAAAGUACUUAUCUCCCAUGGGCCCCACAGGGACCUUAAGGUCAGGACGAUGCUCCAAACCAGGCAAAGAUGAACUGUUCGACUUGGAGGAGAGCCACCCUCAAGUGGUUCUGACAGCAGCUAAUGGUCGUUACGUCUCUAACAGGCAAGGUGUAAGCCUCGCCGCCAAUCAAGAAGAUGAAACUGACAUGGAGACAUUUCAGAUGGAGAUCGACAGGGAAAGCAAGAUGUGCACUUUCCGCACCAGCCAAGGGUAUUACUGGGCUGUGGUGGCGCAUGGAGGCAUCCAGAGCACUGCCACAGAAAUAUCUGCAGAUACAAUGUUUUCAGUGGAAUGGCUCAGCCACAAGGUGGCAAUAAAAGCAAGCAAUGGCAAAUAUAUCUGCACCAAGAAGAACGGCCAGUUGCUUGCAGUCAGUGACGCUAUAGGUGAGGAUGAGCAGCUCACUUUGAAACUGAUCAACCGGCCAAUGCUGAUCCUGAGAGGAGCUAAUGGAUUCAUCUGCCACCACAAGAACUCCAACACGCUGGAUGCUGGGAGAUCUGUCUAUGACAUCUUCACCCUGCAGUAUAGCAAUGGAGCUUAUCAUAUUAAAGGUGUGGAUGGGCGGUACUGGUAUGUGAACAGUGGUGGGCUGGUGUGCUCAGAUGGUGAGGCUCCAGAGGACUUCACUCUGGAGCUUCUGGAGCGCGGACGCCUCGCUAUCAGAGGCAAAAAUGGCAAAUACUUACGUGGAGACCAGGGGGGCACACUCAAGGGAGAUGGACUGAGUCUUAGCAGCUCUGCUCUAUGGGAGUAUUGA